AUGGAUCCCCGGGAAAUCGUUAAUCUCCCAAUUCUUUCGAAUGAUGCCUCUGCCGUCGAGUAUCGACCGCACCAAGUGAGGAGCAUGACAAAGAGCGAGCUAAUUUCGGUGGCGAAAUUUCUCGUAUUGUUCAAGAAGCGAGAUCAUCCGCGGAUGCUCCAAUACUUUCUACACAGUCUCUUCGAUGGAAAGCAAACCGCCGUUCGGAUUCAUCCCUAUUUGUACAAUCCAUACUUCUUUCUGACGAACCUCAACGGACAUUUCACCGUUUUCAUCGGAAAGAAGUUCAACUCCCACGACAUCAACCAGCUGUUGGAGGUGCGAGAUAACAAUGCGGACGUGCUGUUGCGUAAUGCCGAACAUCCGGAUCCAGGGGCCGAGGAUGAUAUUGAAAUGCUGAACUUAAUUGACUCCCACUACCGCCAUCGAACAAGGCCUGAUGGAGGUGAAAAUAUUAUCACAGAAGAUGUUGAUGAGCAACGCCUUCGUGAAAAAGUCGAUGCGGUUCGCGCAAAGAUGAGACUUGCGCGUGAGUUGGAGGCAGAACGAAUCGCGGAAGUUCUAUCUCAUAUUGAAGAAAGCCAAGAUGAUAUUCAAUUGGAUCAACCGCAAGAAAGUAAUGCUUCAAUGGACGAGUCUCGCCUAACGCCACCAGUUUACGUGGUGGUUUCCGAUGACGAGUCACCCAAACCGACUACUUCAACAUCUGGUGGUGUCAAUACAACUACCAUUCCAACUAAUGAAGAGUGUAGUGAGCCGAAAGAGGAAAAGAAAAAAGUUGAUGUUGCGGUUGUGGUCACGGAGAUCACUCCUACCAUCUGCAGCACUCCAUCCAAUCCUUUUGUGAACAUGUCCGAUAGAUCUCCAUCUCCACCGGUCAACCACCGUGAAAUGACUCUAGCAGAGAAGCGCAGGGUUCACUUGCACUUCGUCCGCUUGCGAGUCAAUGCUGAUGUUGAUGAGGUCCGACAAUUCUUAAACUCCGUUUUUAAUGGAGAAGAAGAAUCUGUUCUCAUCGAUCCGUUACUUUCCAAACCCUACUUAUUCUUUUCUCUCAUUAUCGACCUCGAUGCCAUAAUUUUUCCAGCCGGUACCACUUUUGAUUUCGAUGGUGUCUCGAUGCUUCUCGACAUUCGUGCUCGUAACGUCGAACUCACUAGACCAUUUAUGAUUAAUGCCAUUAACGACGUUUGGGUUGAAGAAAUUCAUCUGGUGGGAGAAUCAGUUGUUUAUUUUUCGGUUUACCUUCUUUAUUUAAACUAUCCCAAUUAUAUUGUUGAGGAAGAAUUCAUGGAAGAUCUUGCUGAGAUUGUCGUCCACUCUCUAGAAAAUCAAGACGAGUAA
Molecule: messenger RNA, 1344 nt
Organism: Caenorhabditis bovis
Lineage: Eukaryota; Metazoa; Nematoda; Chromadorea; Rhabditida; Rhabditidae
Source: the annotation of a GenBank genome assembly